AUGCGUUUCGACAUUCUCUCCGUCGGUCUGCUGGCCACUGGCGCCAUGGCGCGCUGUGUGCCCAAGGGUUUCGUCACGACCAAGGGCACCAAGUUCAGGUUGGACGGCAAGGACUUCCCCUUUGCCGGCAGCAAUGCUUACUACUUCCCCUUUGACAACAACCAAGCUGAUGUCGAGGCUGGUCUGACCGCCGCCAAGGACGCCGGGCUCAAGGUGUUCCGCACCUGGGGCUUCAACGACAAGAACGCGACCUCGGAUUUCCAGAACGGCAUGCCCAAGUACGGCGGCGAGGGCGCCGGCGCCACCGAGGUGAUUCUGCAAAAGUGGUACGACAACGGCACCUCCGUCAUCAACCUCGAGCCCUUUGACAAGGUCGUCGACGCCGCCACCAAGGUUGGCAUCAAGCUGCUCGUCGCCUUCACCAACAACUGGGCCGACUACGGUGGCAUGGACGUGUACACCGUCAACCUCGGCGGCAAGUACCACGACGAUUUCUACCGCGUCCCCGCGAUAAAGGACGCCUACAAGCGCUACGUCAAGGCCUUUGUCGAGCGCUACAAGGACUCGCCCACCAUCUUCGCCUGGGAGCUCAUGAACGAGCCCCGCUGCGGCGCCGACGGCGUCCGCAACCUCCCCCGCAGCCCCGCCGGCUGCAACCCGGCCGUCAUGUCCGCCUGGACCGACGAGAUGUCGACCUUUGUCCGCAGCAUCGACCCCUACCACCUCAUCACCUGGGGCGGCGAGGGCGCCUUCAACCGCGAGUCCGACGACUGGGCCUACAACGGCGCCGACGGCUCCGACUUUGACCACGAGAUGACCCUCAAGAACAUUGACUUUGGCACCUUCCACCUCUACCCCGACUGGUGGAGCAAGACGGUCGAGUGGUCGAACCAGUGGAUCGUCGACCACGCCGCCGUCGGCCGCGACGUCGGCAAGCCCGUCGUCUUUGAGGAGUACGGCUGGCUCCAGCCCGACAAGCGCCUCGAGUACCUCGGCCAGGUCCGCAACGAGACGAGGCUCGAGGUCAUCAGCCACUGGCAGGAGCUGUCCAUCGAGGGCGGCAUGCCCGACAUGUACUGGCAGUACGGCUACUGCGGCUACUCGUACGGCUGCAACCACAACGACGGCUUCACCAUUUACCUCAACGACACCGAGGCCGACGUCCUCAUCUACCAGCACGCUGCCAAGGUCAACGGCGAGAACUAG
This is a messenger RNA of Verticillium dahliae VdLs.17, 1206 nucleotides long. Its product is annotated as mannan endo-1,4-beta-mannosidase. The transcript is spliced from 3 exons. The record is from RefSeq and is a predicted model, not a curated record. Bases 1 to 1206 code for a protein of 401 amino acids. Gene Ontology annotation, molecular function: hydrolase activity, hydrolyzing O-glycosyl compounds. NCBI's taxonomy places the organism in Eukaryota, Fungi, Ascomycota, Sordariomycetes, Glomerellales, Plectosphaerellaceae.